Messenger RNA from Penicillium mononematosum, 1152 nucleotides. Its product is annotated as intradiol ring-cleavage dioxygenase. Lineage: Eukaryota; Fungi; Ascomycota; Eurotiomycetes; Eurotiales; Aspergillaceae. Gene Ontology annotation, molecular function: iron ion binding; oxidoreductase activity, acting on single donors with incorporation of molecular oxygen, incorporation of two atoms of oxygen. The transcript has 5 exons. The coding region runs from base 1 to 1152 and encodes 383 amino acids. The record is from RefSeq and is a predicted model, not a curated record.
AUGGUUCAUCUCUCAGCUAUUGUUGCCAUCGGCCUGACUGCUCUGACUGGCAUUGUGUCUGCUCACCCGGGACAUGAUGUUAAAGCUGAAGCUGCCGAGCGAGCUGCAUUCCUGAAAAAUGCCCCUGUUCACUCGCGCAGCCUUGCACAAUGUGCCUCUCGCCUUCAGCGUCGAGGCCAGCAAAGCCGAAACGUGGCCCGUCGCCACAUGGCCGUGAAGAACAUCCGUCGCCGCCUUGGUCUUCAGCCUACCAACCACUUGCUCAAGGCACGCUCCGAUAGCGCCCUGGAUACUUCGCAUCACUCCAAUCUCACAGGGGUGAAUUCUUCUACCGACCCCGAUGUAUUGUUUGGCACCGAUGCGACCUGCAUUCUCGGACCUGAGGUCACCCAGGGACCUUACUAUGUUACGGGUGAACUGGUUCGUAAAAACAUCGCGGAGUCCCAGGAGGGUAUUCCUCUCUACAUGGACAUCCAGCUGAUCGACACCAACACCUGCGAACCCAUUCCGGAGAUCUACAUGGACUUGUGGCACUGCAACUCCACUGGUGUCUAUUCUGGAGUCGUCGCCAGUGGAAACGGGAACUCUGACGAUGAGACCAACCUCAACACGACUUUCAACCGAGGUGUCCAGAAAAGUAACAAGGAAGGUGUCAUCCAGUUCCAAUCGAACUUCCCAGGCCAUUACACUGGCCGGGCAACUCACAUCCACGUCCUCACCCACCCAGCCAACGAAACCAAGGUCCUUGCAAACGGAACCAUCUCCGGCCUGUAUACCUCGCACUCGUCGCACGUUGGACAGAUUUUCUUCGACCAGGAUCUCAUUUCCGCCGUCGAUGAGGUCGCCCCGUACUCAACCAACACGCAGGAGGUGACGGCCAACGCCGACGACAGCAUUCUCGCUGAAGAACUCGAUACCAUUGACCCUUUCAUGGAAUAUGUCUAUCUAGGCGAUGACAUCUCCGAUGGAAUCUUCGCUUGGAUCACAGUUGGUAUGGACCCUACCCAGGACACCACUGUUACCCCUGCGGCUUAUUACACUGAGGAGGGCGGCAUUGAGAAUGAGAAUUCCGGUGCUCCAGGUGGUGGUGGUUCGCCCCCAGGCGGUGCCCCAAGUGGUGCUCCCCCAAGUGCCUCGGCCACGCCUCUCUAA